This is a messenger RNA of Chlorocebus sabaeus (green monkey), 6664 nucleotides long. RefSeq names its product poly(A) binding protein cytoplasmic 5 (gene PABPC5). Gene Ontology annotation, molecular function: RNA binding. Lineage: Eukaryota; Metazoa; Chordata; Mammalia; Primates; Cercopithecidae. The record is from RefSeq and is a predicted model, not a curated record.
GAGAGAAACCCCAGCCCAUCGGUCUGCGCUGGGACCGCCCGCCGCGCAUCUGCCCUUCUUCGCUGACUCCGCCCCGCAUCUGGCCAGACCCGCCUCGCGUCAGAGCUGACCCACUCACUGCGCGUUUGCCAGUCAGUCUCUCCGGACCUGCCUCGAGCCUCAGGCUGCUGAAAUCACCGCGCCUCACUCGCCUCGACAGUGAUUCUGAGUCUGCUUUUAGCUUCCUUUUGCCUGCCUUGGCUUUUUCUGUUCCUGAACAGCUGUUUGGCCCAUAGCUUAGAGAAAGCAGCCUUUUUUCUCUUCAAAGAGAACCUCCUCCCAGUGCUCAGAGAGAUGGGGAGCGGGGAGCCUAAUCCUGCUGGCAAGAAAAAGAAGUAUCUCAAGGCCGCUCUGUACGUGGGUGACUUGGACCCAGAUGUCACCGAGGACAUGCUCUAUAAGAAGUUCAGGCCUGCAGGCCCUCUGCGAUUCACCCGAAUCUGCCGUGAUCCGGUGACCCGCAGCCCCCUGGGCUAUGGCUAUGUUAACUUCCGCUUUCCCGCGGAUGCAGAGUGGGCCUUGAACACCAUGAAUUUUGAUUUGAUUAAUGGAAAACCAUUCCGCCUUAUGUGGUCUCAGCCAGAUGACCGCUUAAGAAAGUCUGGAGUGGGAAAUAUAUUCAUCAAAAACCUGGACAAAUCCAUAGACAAUAGGGCCCUGUUUUACUUAUUUUCUGCUUUUGGGAACAUUCUGUCCUGCAAAGUCGUAUGCGAUGACAACGGCUCUAAGGGUUAUGCCUAUGUGCACUUUGACAGCCUGGCCGCUGCCAAUAGAGCCAUCUGGCACAUGAAUGGAGUGCGGCUCAACAACCGCCAGGUGUAUGUUGGCAGAUUCAAAUUCCCAGAAGAGCGGGCGGCUGAGGUCAGAACCAGGGAUAGAGCAACUUUCACCAAUGUUUUCGUUAAAAACAUUGGAGACGACAUAGAUGACGAAAAACUGAAGGAACUUUUCUGUGAAUAUGGGCCAACUGAGAGUGUUAAAGUAAUAAGAGAUGCCAGUGGGAAAUCUAAAGGCUUUGGAUUUGUGAGAUAUGAGACACACGAGGCUGCCCAAAAGGCUGUGCUAGACUUGCAUGGGAAGUCCAUCGAUGGAAAAGUCCUCUAUGUAGGGCGAGCACAGAAGAAAAUUGAACGCCUGGCUGAGUUGAGGCGGAGAUUUGAACGGCUGAGGUUAAAAGAAAAAAGUCGGCCCCCAGGGGUGCCUAUCUAUAUUAAGAACUUGGAUGAGACAAUCAAUGAUGAAAAACUGAAGGAGGAAUUUUCUUCCUUUGGGUCAAUUAGUCGGGCCAAAGUGAUGAUGGAAGUGGGGCAAGGCAAAGGAUUUGGUGUGGUCUGCUUUUCCUCUUUUGAAGAGGCUACCAAAGCAGUGGAUGAGAUGAAUGGCCGCGUAGUGGGCUCCAAGCCCCUGCAUGUCACCCUGGGCCAGGCCAGGCGCAGGUGCUGAGAAUAAGAAUGCUCAGUUCGUUUCAGCCUUAGUUGGUGCCUGCUUCGUUUGGGCUCCUUUGUGAUAAGGGGUUAUUUUAUGCUAAUUCACAAGUAUUUUUUUUUUUUUUUUUUUAAGUGAAUUCUUUCUUUUGAAAAAAAAUGCAAAACUAGAAAAUGUUCAUUUUAGAAUGGAACAUAAUUUCUAAUUGUAAAAUUGUCGUUUUGUACCUUUUUUGAUGUAAUAUCCUUAGAAAUAUGUAGAAUAAAGUGUAUUCCUCCACUUUUUUUUUUUUUUCCUGAACAGUCAAGGUGAGGCAAUUGAUUGAGUAUAUUUCCCUUCUUAUUUCAAUAAUAUUCUAUUAUUUUUCAUGAAAAUAUUGUCAACAUGGUUCUUCUGAAUCUAUCAUAGUGAAAAGUUCUAACUUGCUUUUUUAGAAGUCAGUACAGCAGGGAAAAUCAUAUGUGAUCCAAUUAACAUCUGCAUAAUUUCACUUAAAAUUUUUAUGCAAAAUGAAUUUUUUAACGUGAAAUUUAUUUUAUUUUCUUUAUUUAUUUGUAUUCUUGUUUCAUUUUUUAAUAUGUUGUGAACAUACUACAGACUUGAUAAUACUUUUGACUAAUUGUCGGGAGUGGUUGUAUUAAUUUCUUGCCCAAAUAAGUAAGCAUAUUGGUGUUUUCUCAAUUAGUCACUUAGAAAAUUAACACUUUAGGCAGUGGCUAUUUAAAGUAAGAAUUGUAUCUUAAAAACCUUUCCUAAAAGAUUUGGUAUUUGAAGAUACUUUCAGUACCACUCCUACCAUCCAUUUUUCUAAAUUCCUUAGUACAUAUACUUGGAUCAUGUUAAAUUAACAAGAAAAAUGAAUAACUGCACUGAAUUGCCUUUACCUAUAAAUUAUUUAAUCUUUUACCUUCAGCUUUUAUCAAUUGUCAAUAUAAAAGGCAAAUAAUCCACAGAAUGAUGUUAAAAAACUUCUUGGAAGAACACCUUCUAUUAAACUUGUUAUCUCUUGUAAAUUAUUGACUGUAUCCUUUUGAUAAUGUUCACAGAUGUUUCAAAGGUAAGGAAUAGAUUGUCUCUUGGAUUAAGUCAUAUGCCUCCAGCUAUUAUAUGAGAACUGUGAAACCAAUAUGGUUUUCUUUAUGUCUUGGCUGUUUGAAAAUUUAAAAAAAAAGGUUUUGUUCAAUAUUGCAGUUACAUUAAUUAGCCUGUAAUUUCUAAAUUAGAGAUUCUCUACAUUUCACUUGUGGUUUCCUGUUCUCCUCAUUGCCGGCCUUCCAUUCCUAUUACACUUAUUUUUCUAUUUUUUGUAUUACCUUUUUAAAAAUAUAUACCUGUUCAAGUCCUUUUAGGAAGAAGAAAAUACCUAAUUUAUGUAAAAUUUAAUAAUUACUUUUUUAUAAUAUGAUUCACUUAUGCCACAGAUUUGACCAUUAGAAUAUGUUUUUGUCUCUACUGUCAGUUUUAUUACCUUAUAUACAAAUCUUCAUUUUCAUACAUAGUACAAUGUAAAUAAAUAAUUUUGUUAACACUUUUGUUAGCUCUUUGACCAUAAAAUAAUGACAAUAAGCUGUUUCUAUGUAUUUGUUUAUCUACAAAUUACAGGUUUAUUCGUUUUCAAAUAUUUUCAAAAUGGAAAUUACUGUUUUUAUUGAUUAUAAACGUAACACAUGCUCAUUGUAAAAAAUGUACACAGUGCAGAAGGAAGUAAAAUUUCCACAGUUCAGAAAUAACCACAAUGAACGUUUUCAAUGUGUAAAUAUCUUUUUGUAUUUUUUCCUAUGUAUACACAAACAUUUUGACCAAAAAUCCAUACUAUAUUUACUGUUCUGUAUUUUUAAUUUUAAACUGAACCAUAAUCGUCUUUUUAUGACAAUAAAUAUCAAUCUCUAUCAUCAUCUUAGUGACUGCAUAGUAUUCCCUUGUGUUGACAUAUUAUAAUUUAUCUACACAGUUUGCUAUUGAAUCUAAUUUAUGUGAUUUUUCACAUAUUUACAUGCGUAAACAAUGCCGUGAUGAACAUCACUUGCUUAAAACCGUUAUUAAUUCCAUGACUGCAAAAAAAUUUAUAUGAUUUGCAAAAAGCUUAAAUCUGAUGAAAAAAAUAUGUGCACAUCAUAUUGAUAUAUGUAUCAAAAUUUUGGAAUACUUUCAAGAUAUAUUCUGCAUUUAGAUUGACAAAUGGAAAACUAAAAUCUUAUUUUUCAUUUUUCUGAGCCAAAUUGCUUUACACCAUUGUGAUUAUUAACGUACAUCAAAACUAUGAAACUACAAAUAAACUUUAAAAUGUUUAUGUUGGUAAUUAUCAUAUAUACUCUCAAUUUGUUUUUACCCAUUACCAGUCUUCAGUUAAAUUUAUAAACCUGAAGUAUCAGUGUUAGCCUGCAGCCUUUACAAAUGCUUUGAUUCAAUAUAAAUCUAGACAGGUAUCUAUAAUGUAGAAAUUAUCAAAUAAAAGCAUUUAAUAUAUUUUUGGAACAAUGGAUUUGAACUAUUACUAUUUUUGAAAAGCUAGCCAGUGUAAAGAAAAGAAGAAAUUAAAAUAUGCCUAAGAACAGAUAAAAUAUAUAUGUUUAGUGCUUUGAUAAACUGUUGGAAAAAAACACUGUAAAUUCCGUUGGUGAAAAUCAAAGCGAAAAUAUAAAGGAAAGAUAUUCUCUAUUUGAAUGUAAACACCAGGGUAGUUUUUCAAUCCUGUACUUUUGCUCAUCAUUUCUUUUAUCACAAGAUAAUUAGUACAAAUUAAAUAGUUAGGUUAAGAAUGCACCAUUUAGUACAAAUUUUGUUUUGUUCUGUUUGGCUUUUCAAAACAGUCACUUGUAUAAACUUUAAAUGUACCCAAGGAGAAGAAAACUAAAAAUAUUGUUUUGUAAUUGCAAGCCAUCACAGUCAAGGUUAUUUUGAGGAGGCUUUUUUGUACAAGAAGUUGGCACAUACUGCUGCCUAUCUAGUAAUAAUGGUGAAGGAGAAAAAUAAAAUAUUACACAUGUAAGUGAUAUCUUUAGCCCAGUGGGAAAAAGUUACAAUAUUUUUUUAAGGGGAGAGAGGAAUGGAGUGAAUACCCUCUUCCCUAUAAAUAAGUGGCCUAAUUUAAGGGAAUAAUUAGAAAUGUAUCAAUAUAUGACUGCAGACAGAUAAAACAAGUUUUUUCAGCACUUAUGACAAUAGCUGGAAUAUAGGAGGCAUUCCACAAAUAUUUGUGGAAUGAAUGAAUUCAUAAUCUGAAUUAUACCCCUCCAUUUGUUUGCUUUUCAAUUCCCUCAAUAUUUGAUAAAAGAAAUGAGUUAUUACAGAAUAAGCCAUUUGUAUUAAAGCCCAUCUUAUGAAGAAAUAAUUGAGAAAUGAUUGGUUACACAGACUGGUGCUUAUACAUAGUGUUAUUGGUUACAUAGACUAGUGCUUACAGUGUUAAGGUUUUCUCAAUGCUUUCCUUCUUCUCAUGCUCAUUUUUUCAUUGUUUUUGUGUUUCAUACUUGAUUGAUGAGCCUGUCUUAAACAGACAAAGCUUCUAAUAAUUGGCAUAACUUAAAUCAAACAGUCUAUUUGUAGAGCAACACUUUUUAUAAGUUAAUGGGGUGCUCCAUUGAGACCAAUGCUAUUUCACAAAGUCGUGUUCCUGAAUCCAACAGUAUGACCACAAUAAUCCUUGAGAUACAAGAGCAUGCUCAUUUGAAGUGAAUUAAUUCUUAACACAUUUUAGGGUUUUAUUUACUGCCCAUGAAAUGUAACUUAACAAAUGAUUCCUUGCAGCCUCAUGAGAGUUAAUGUAUCCCUCUUGGUUCCAGGGAAUCACAGUAUUUAAAAAUCAUCUAGCUACCAUUGGAAAGAUGAGAAAAUAAAGCCCUGAUGAAUUCAAAGUACCAAUACUGAAGAUAUCAUUCUUAUAAAACUUUAAAAAACUAACUCCAAAUACUUUCACUCUCAAAAGGCGCAGUCAACUUCAAAAUAUCUCCCAUUUGGUAGAAAAAAAGAUCAGUUUACUCACUAAAUUUCUCAUCAAAAUUUGGGAACUUCACACUUUAUUUAUUUUUAAAAAUUAUUUAGUGCUUAAGGGAGAUAAGGAUGAGUGCUGAUAAGGGAUGAGUGCUGAUAUUAUAUGGCAUGACUGGCUCUGUUUUAGAGCUAAUGUAAGUGAAACACAAGAUGUUGGCAUCUUUUGUAUGAAAAAAUAAGUCUUCUAUAAUGUAAACUAAAUAAUUUUACAUCCUUUCGCGAUUGAAUUGAAACUUCUAAAAGGAUAAAUUAUGCUUUUGAAAAAUCAAGAACUUUACAAAUCAGUAUUUUAAAAAGUAAUGUAAGUGAAUUUACACAGAAUGACAGCCAACUUUUUUUAAGUCACCUCUCUCUGAGGAUAUUGAGCAGACUAAAUCCCUGACUAAAACAAAUACAGAGAGGAAUUUACAAAUAUUUCUUUUUCAGUGUCUCAGGAAGCCCAGAGUAUAUCAGUAAAUGGUCUUAUUGCACAAAAAUCUAUCAUAUAUUAAUAUUUAUAAAUAAAGAAAUAAGAACCUACUUUAGUCUUUUUGUCUCAAAGGGCAGUUUUAUUACAUUAAAGAUUGUUACAGAGCAAAGCAAGUCAGGAUGAAUAAUUUGUUUCCUAUUUUAUUGAUGAAUUUAAAAAAAAUAGGGGAGUUGCAAAUUAAGUCAAGAAGAAUUAAAGGAUGUAGAGAAAUAAAUAGUAAUUUAAAUGUUAGAAGUGUAAAUUAAUACUGUAAAGGCAUUAAAAUUCUGCCUAUUUUGAUACUUAAUUGAAGGUAAAACAUCACAAACCGUUUGUAUUCAAUUUGUAUGGUUAUUUUUAUCAUUGAUUUGACUACUACAGUGACACUAAGCCUCAGGAGUAUUUCAUUUGUAAGUGAAUUUGCUUAAAUAAUUAUUGGUGCUAAUCUACUUCCCUCUAUUCUCUUACCUCCCUCACUGAAUCUCAAUCCCAUCCUUGCUGAGUAUUCAAAAAUACAUGAGGUAUUUCUGGAUUAUAUAGUCUGUCUAAAUAUCAGCUCAGAAAUUUAUUUGUAGCUAUUAGAUGUGCAUGUGUUUGAUAUUGUACAAUUUGGUAAGACAAAGCUUCAGGACUUGCAUGUUAAGUUGUACAUGGUGGAAAACUUGUCUACUGUUUAGGUGUGAGUGAAUGUAUUUAGCUAAAGAUAUUCUUUUAAAAAAUGUAAAUUUCAUAAUGAUGCGAAUUAAACCAACGACAAAGCCA